AUGGGCAAGAUGAAGAGAGCAGCGGUCUGGGCCUGGGGAUAUCAGAUGCCACACCCCGUCCCUCCAUGGACGGCAGCCACCACUCUGCUUGCUUCGACAACGGGAGGAAAAUCAAAGCCCAAGGUGGAAAUCGACGAACCCACACCGACAAGCCCCACGAUAAGUUACACGACGACGGACGAUGAGGACGCGCUGCACAUGCGGCCCAACCCCUCGAGCCGCGGCGCCCCGGAGCUUGCAUCGUUAAGUUCUGGGUCGGACAGCUACUUUGGCCAUAUCGAGGCCAUGCCCAGGCGGAGGACCACCAUCAGCCGGGCCAGGUCGCCAUUGAUCGCAGCCACGUCUCUGCUGACGACUGAGGAUGACUGGGACUACUCGGAGACGGAGUGGUGGGGAUGGGUCAUCUUGGUCGUGACCUGGGUCGUCUUUGUGGUGGGCAUGGGCUCAGUAUUUGGUGUCUGGGGCUGGGCCUGGGAUGUUGGAACGACGCCGUAUGCACCGCCUGAGCUGGAGGACGACCCUACCCUGCCCAUUACCGGUUAUUAUCCCUCUCUGUUAAUAUUGACUUGUGUCAUGGCUUGGGUAUGGGUUGUGAGUGCUUGGGUGGGCAUGAAAUACUUCAGGCAUGCCAAGAUUAGCGGGGACUGAGGACACUAUCAAGAAAUUCUUAAAAUUCACCUUCGCUACGGUGUUUGAGCAUCCGGGGAAAGGGUUUGAGGGCAGCAUUUGUCGUCCAGGUAACCAUAUAUACCAUAAUUAGGGUGCCAGUGCCAUGAUGAGAUACAGGCACAAUUUACUGCGUCAUCUG
Molecule: messenger RNA, 808 nt
Organism: Cryphonectria parasitica EP155
Lineage: Eukaryota; Fungi; Ascomycota; Sordariomycetes; Diaporthales; Cryphonectriaceae
Exons: 2
Coding region: 1-648 (215 amino acids)
Source: RefSeq, a predicted model, not a curated record